UUACCUUGAAAAAAACCAAAAUAAAAAAACCAAAAAAAAAAUAAAAUUUGCCUCACUUCUCAAACCUAACCCCCUCUCAUAUCCCACCACCUCUCUAAUUUUCUCUGUUUAUAGAUCUCCCACACAUUUUCCCACCUUCAUUUCAUUCUCUCAUCAAACUUAAUUCCGAAUUACCCACCAUUAAUCCUACCCUUAAUUCAUCCAAUUGAAUUGAAAAUGUUUCUAUUUGAUUGGUUUUAUGGAAUUCUCGCAUCUUUGGGGUUAUAUCAAAAGGAAGCUAAAAUUCUCUUUUUGGGUCUUGACAAUGCUGGAAAAACCACUCUUCUUCACAUGUUGAAAGACGAGAGAUUAGUUCAACAUCAACCGACUCAACAUCCUACUUCAGAGGAGCUAAGUAUUGGGAAAAUCAAGUUUAAAGCUUUUGAUCUGGGUGGUCAUCAGAUUGCUCGUAGAGUUUGGAAAGAUUAUUAUGCCAAGGUUGACGCCGUUGUUUACCUUGUGGAUGCCUUCGACAAGGAGAGAUUCGCUGAAUCAAAGAAAGAGCUCGACGCACUGCUCUCUGACGAAGCCUUGGCCAAUGUUCCAUUUCUUAUCCUAGGGAACAAGAUUGACAUACCGUAUGCAGCUUCCGAGGAGGAGUUACGCUUCCAUCUCGGGCUUGCUAAUUGCACUACUGGUAAGGGUAAGGUGAAUCUUGCGGGUACCAAUGUUCGUCCCCUUGAAGUAUUCAUGUGCAGCAUUGUCCGUAAGAUGGGAUAUGGUGAUGGAUUCAAGUGGGUUUCCCAAUAUAUCAAUUGAUAUUAGAACCAAGAUUCUUUUUUCUUUCGAUAUCUGUUGUUAUGCUAUUCUACGUGGGUUAUGACUACAAAUAGAAUUCGUAAGACUGAUUCUUUAAUUUUUAUUGUGAGGUCGACACACACUCUUGUCAGUUUAAUAUGCUACAUGGAACUCCUUUAGAACGA
Messenger RNA from Amaranthus tricolor (Joseph's coat), 962 nucleotides. RefSeq names its product GTP-binding protein SAR1A-like. Gene Ontology annotation, molecular function: GTPase activity; GTP binding. The coding region runs from base 217 to 798 and encodes 193 amino acids. Lineage: Eukaryota; Viridiplantae; Streptophyta; Magnoliopsida; Caryophyllales; Amaranthaceae. Gene Ontology annotation, biological process: vesicle organization; endoplasmic reticulum to Golgi vesicle-mediated transport; membrane organization. The record is from RefSeq and is a predicted model, not a curated record. The transcript is spliced from 3 exons. Gene Ontology annotation, cellular component: COPII vesicle coat; endoplasmic reticulum exit site.